This is a messenger RNA of Echinostoma caproni, 624 nucleotides long. The record is from the annotation of a GenBank genome assembly. Lineage: Eukaryota; Metazoa; Platyhelminthes; Trematoda; Plagiorchiida; Echinostomatidae.
AUGUCUUCCUUCACCGACUUAAGUAUGGAGGCCAAUCGGGAUCACCUUGAGAUGCAAUCACCAGAAAAGCCACCCAACCCCAAUCAAUGGGCUCGCCAACCUAAACGUAGAGCUACACGACGACGAACAAGCUCUUCAGACGAGAAUGUGAAGUCUGAGCCUGUUGCCAAACGUCAUCGCGCCGCAGAGCCCAAGAUGGAAGCUCCCGUCAGACGUUCUUCUAGACGACUCACUUCACUGUCAAUAGACAAAUCGAAACUAAAAUUUGAAUAUAAAGAUGGAAAGGAAGAAGACUUACAUGAAGAAUUUCUACCGCAAGUAUCACCAUUAAAAAGUAAAGUGAAGCGUGAACCACGAGCCAGCGUUAUCGCUAAACGUAGAAAAUUUGAAACGAAACCGGAAGAUCGGUCGUUUUGUAAUGAGAAACUAGCUAAACGAAGCCCCUCUGGAUCUGAUCAGUCGAAGCGCGAAUCUGUUUCCCAGAGCCGCUCUUCUCGAUUGUCCCGACCUUCCCUACGCCCAGUGCGGGAUUGUGUUGUCUUGUUGGACGAUUGUCACAAUGCUCUCACAAAGGUUAGUCACCAGCCCAGUUCGUUACUUGUUCGCUCAUUUAAAGCUGCAUAA